Messenger RNA from Solanum verrucosum, 1566 nucleotides. Its product is annotated as probably inactive leucine-rich repeat receptor-like protein kinase IMK2. Gene Ontology annotation, molecular function: protein binding. The coding region runs from base 228 to 1472 and encodes 414 amino acids. The transcript has a single exon. The record is from RefSeq and is a predicted model, not a curated record. Lineage: Eukaryota; Viridiplantae; Streptophyta; Magnoliopsida; Solanales; Solanaceae.
UCCUCUUGCCGGAGAAAAGUCACACUACUUGAUUAUUCAAUCUGGGACCUCAGAUUUCUUUUUCAUUAUCUCCAUAGCGUGCACAUGAGCACAAAUAAAAGAGGAAUCUGACAGCCCAGCCUUUUUGUAUUUCUUACUUCUUUUCUAUUUGACCUCACCCUCAUUUCGCAUUUUCAGAUAUCAAAAGGGCUACUAAAAGAAAGAAGAAAACAAGAAAGAAAGUAGCAAUGAGGAUGUUUCUUUUGUUGUUACCUCUUGUCCUUCUUUUGAGUGCAGUAGAAACACAAGGAAUCAGUGUUGUUGAUUUAUCUGCUCUGCGUGAAAUCAAAAACAGCCUCACCGACAUUACUUCCUCUUCUCCAAAUGCCUUUUUUACCAGUUGGGACUUCACUGCUCCCGACCCGUGCUCGUCUUUUGCUGGAAUUACUUGCUCUCUGUUCAUUCCUAAACGUGUUACUACACUCACACUUGGCACUGGCCUCUCUGAUUCACCUGGCCUUGCAGGGAUAUUAUCUCCGGCUAUCUCUAACCUCUCCGAGCUAACUCAACUUGUUCUUUUCACUGGGAUUGUAACUGGUCCCAUUCCUGACCAAAUCGGAACACUCAAAAAACUCAGCGUCAUCUCUCUCACGAACAAUCGCCUAACUGGAUCCAUACCUACUUCCAUUUUCACACUCCCGAAUCUCCAUACUCUCGAUUUGAGUCACAAUCAACUCACUGGUACAAUCCCUGGUUCGAUUUCCGAGUUAUCUUCGCUGAAGGUAGUAGUUCUGGGAUCCAACAAAAUCUCCGGCGAGAUCCCAAUUAUGCCGACGGAAUUACUUCACUUGGAUUUGAGUAACAAUGAGCUAUCGGGAAUGUUGCCGAGGAAAACCAGAAUGCCGUUAACGCUCCGUUAUCUGUCAGUAUCAGGAAAUCGGUUGUGGGGACCACUGAGCGUCCUCGAAUCACUCUCAGAGUUAGUGUACCUCGACUUAAGCAUGAACCGUUUCAGUGGGACCAUCCCUUCAUCACUCUUCCGAUCCACGUUGUCAUCAAUGUACCUCCAACGGAACAAUUUAACCGGAAGGGUCCCACAACCACCGCUAUCCUCCCCUGCCGCCACCGUAUACGGCCCUGGAUCCACCGUGGAUCUAAGUCACAACUCACUCACUGGGGAACUCACAAAUACUCUCGCCGGAGUAGAAACACUCUUCCUUAACAACAAUCGGUUCACCGGAGCAGUACCGAAGGAUUACGUGGAGAGUGUUUACAGUGGAAACACGAGAACUCUGUAUUUGCAACAUAAUUACAUUGCGGAGUUUCCGGUGAAAGAAGGAUUACCAUUGCCGGAUUCAGUAGCAUUGUGUUUAUCGUACAAUUGCAUGGUUCCACCGGUGCCGGUGGGGUUCAUGGCUUGUCCGGCUAGCGCCGGCGAACAGAUAUCGAGGCCAGUGAACCAGUGCUCUGCUUUUAAUACUUCCAUGGCAUAAGUUUAAAAAAUUGAGUUUAAGAAAGUUCAGUUUCUGUCAGCACAGCACAUGAUGAUACAUAUAAUACGUAUACAUAUUUUGAUUAUUCAGUGUU